Molecule: messenger RNA, 3086 nt
Organism: Acromyrmex echinatior (Panamanian leafcutter ant)
Lineage: Eukaryota; Metazoa; Arthropoda; Insecta; Hymenoptera; Formicidae
Biological process (GO): cilium organization
Cellular component (GO): ciliary basal body; centrosome
Molecular function (GO): protein binding
Source: RefSeq, a predicted model, not a curated record
UUAUAAUUUUUCUUGGAUACUAUAAAAAACACAAAGAGAAUUAUGUUUUAUCUUCGUCUUCAAAAGAUUACUAGAAUUGUAUCAUUAUAAUUUUCCAAAUGCAAAUUCAAUUAAAAGUAUGUAUUGUAUAUAUGUACGCAACGAUCUCAAGCGACGAUAUCUUCAGUCUGUUCGUGCGCGUGUUUCGUUUAUAGAUUCGUCUUGUUCUAUGCAGGGAUAUUUUUCAUCGGUUUUAGAUAGGUUGGCCAGCAAAUAAUUAUCGUAAUCUCCAAGAAAACAAUCAAGGAGAAGAGGCCAUCGAUGCUUUCAUAAUAAUAUACUUUCUAACGAAUCCGAUUCUCGCAAUUAUUUCCAUUGCAAAUUUAAUGGUGCAGAUGACGUUUCGCGGUGAGAUCCCGGUUAAUCUUCAAGCAAAGCUGCAACGGCAAAGGUAAAUUUCUUGUUUCUCGACAGUACUGAGUUUUAAAUAUAUUUUGGCAUUUAGCCAAGUAUGUCUAGAAAUAAAAUUUGUUGCUAUAUCGAUUUACAGCAACGGACGGGGUAGUUCAUAAUUCUGGAAGCGAGAUUAUCGGCACCAUUACGACGUUCGAGGGUGAAAUUCCGUCGCAACACCGACGGAAGAUCGAUGCGGUCGGACCGGGUUCGCCACGAAGAAUGGCGAUUCCAGCCGGCAGAAACUUUGCCAGUUGCUAUAUGGAACUGUGUAAGCAACAACGAUUGCGACCGUUGCCGGUAAUAUGUGUGACUUUACCACAUAAUCUGGACUUUACUACCGAUCGUAUCAAAAUGGACGACUGGAGACCGAUUUUAAACUCACUUUCCCUUGAUCGCUCUCUCAAAUCGAUCAGCGUGCAUAGCAGGUAUCAAUGCCGCAAACCGUUAGAAGAGAUUAAUUCCGAGGACAAAGCGCGAGCAAUGGGUAAAGCUCCGGUGGUUCUCACACGUUAUUUGUUGGAGUGGCUGUCACAAAGUAUCGGCCAAUGUGUGAGGAAUUCACCCAAUCUCACGCAUUUAGAACUCGAAGGUAUCCCAUUUCCACCGGAUUGCAUCGCGGUGCUCUGCGUUGGCCUAUCGGGAACACAGACUUUACAUCAUUUAUCUCUUCGACGUUGUUACAUUGGCGAUAAUGGCUGCGAAUUGAUCUGCCGAACGAUAGCGGAUAUUCGCAGCGUGAGAUCAUUGAAUCUUAGUUACUGCGACCUCACACCGAGCAGCGGCAGCGCAUUAGCAUCCGCACUCUCAAGACAGAAAUUGGCAUUGUAUCACGAUACCUGGAAACAAUCGUUGAGGUAUCGCGAGCCUAACUUCGAAACGAUGCCUGGGCUACGUCGGCUGACUUUGAAUAAUAAUCCACAUCUGGGGAAUUGUGCCGUUAUAGAAAUGAUUGAGGCAAUACGCGAUAGUUUGUGGAUGAAAGCGCUGGAUCUUCAGCAUUGUGGCUUGACGGAUCAAAUCGGUGCGGAUUUAAUGAACUUACUUGACCAGAAUAACACGCUGACAGUAUUCGAUGUGAGGAAGAACGUGAACCUAAAUGACGAGCUCGCGAUGGAAGUGAUGAGAAGAUUAGUGAAGAAUGAUGUUGAGGGAAAAUCGGAAUAUAAGUGGAUGGAAUUAACACCAAAGGAUAAGAAAAUCGUAUCGACUGAUACUCGAAGAGGUAGGGAGAAUGAGGACACCGCGAAGCUUUUGAGAGCGCGAAAUGUCUUUACUAAAUACACAAAGCGACCUUGUCAGAUAAUUCCACCAAGAAGGACAGUUCCAAUAUCGCUUCUAUCAACAAAAAUGAAGAUUCGAUCUUUACAGCCAGACUUCCGCAAUAUAACUCAGCAACAUGAUUCAAUUCAUUCGCAGAUGAUCAACAAUGUACCAACGAUGCCCAAGGUUUCUCUUCAUUUAGAUCUUCAGUCUCGUAUCCAGCCCGUCGAUGUUGGACAGCAAUCGAAACACAAAGAUACCGUGCAAUGUGUCGACGAGACAAGUUUAAAGAGUUUCGAUUCUACUAAGGUAGAUGUUGGUAUGCAAAGUGUGGAUCAGCGUGAUUCAGAAGAAAUCCAAUGUAUUCUCAAGCAAUUGGCGGAAGCUCAAGCAGAACACGAUCGUCUUCUGAAGGAGACCAAACGAAUCGAUCUUUUGCUUGCUGAAGAACGAACACGCCGCGAAGCCGCCGAAAUGAACCUACAAUCGGCACAAGACAACUUGGUCAAACUGGAAUGUGCUCUGCAGAAAAAAGAAAACGAAACCAGAGGUUACCUACUAGUCAGUGAACAGUCCUUGAAUGAGAUAUGCUUAUCUUUUGAUCGGCUUCUAGAACUAUUAGAGAAUGUUACUGACAAAUAUCCAUACGAUGGGACAUUGGAAUCGCAACAAAUCGUAAGCGCAGACAUUAAGCGAUGCAUAACAUCCGUCAUUAGGCAGACCAAAUCAGAGAACCUCAAGCGAGGCUUCAAGGUGGGCAUCAAAUUGCCGCAAUAUAUCGUGGACGGCGCGCAAAAGUUUGUCAAAUCUGAGAGCGACGUAAGAUCGAUGAUGCCGAUCCCGGCAACAUAUCUCGAGAGGAAGAUUGGCGAGUGUCUGGAGAAUAAUGAACUGCACCAUACCCGGUAUCGCGACGUCAAUAAGCCGAUGUCGCCUGUUCAUCGAGCCCGAGCGAUCUUCGCAAGUAUCAUUAGCGGCGAGGCCAUUGACUUAUGCUAGCUGUGAUUGAGCGGCUGUAUUCGUCGAUCGUGCGAAGACAAUCGUAUAGUAAAGUCUCUAUUUAGAAGUUCCACACAUGAGGCGUAUAAUAUAUACAUAUUUUGUACACGUAUAUUAUACAUGAAUACACUGUGUGCAGAGAACACACACACGCAGAGAUGCUGCGUUUUUAACCCUUCUGUUACUUAAGAGAUACUCCAUUUUCGCUCAAUUUUUUUGCUAUUAGUUUCGAUAUGAAUAUCAUAAACUUCUAAGUGAAGUGUCGUAAAGUGCACGUAAGAGACUCUUCUUUAGGUAUUUAUUAAUAGACGUCUUUUCUUUGGAAUGCUAUUUGAGAAGGAAAUGAUUUUUGUUUCCAUUUCGACGUAUACAUAUUUCCGAGCUUGCAAAAU